Messenger RNA from Linderina pennispora, 685 nucleotides. RefSeq lists its product as uncharacterized. The coding region runs from base 145 to 633 and encodes 162 amino acids. Lineage: Eukaryota; Fungi; Kickxellomycota; Kickxellomycetes; Kickxellales; Kickxellaceae. The transcript has a single exon. The record is from RefSeq and is a predicted model, not a curated record.
ACCACAGCUGCCUUCAGUAAAGCGACAGGUGCGCCUAAUUGCGAGUGGCUACAUUGACUGUGUUUUGUGUGUUGUAUUCGAGUCAGACACGGAAAUACGGACUGGUCAUUAACUAAUGGAUUCGGCGUUAAAGGUCGUUAAAUAAUGUCCACUUUGCCACGCAAAACUCACUCACUGCAUGAUUGCGGUCGGUGUGGCAGUCGGUGUAGCAGCCGGCGUGGCAGUCGGUGCAGAGCUAGUGGGACCAGGCGUAGGGGUCGGCACAGAUGCAGGUGCAGACGAGGGUGCCAUUGUAGGCGAGCCUCCAACAAAGCUGUGGUUGCUGACGGUGACGCCAGUGAUUUGCGCACGCAUCAGCAUAUUGUUAAUCAGUGGGUCGGGCAUCGCGUUGGCCAUCUGCACAACCACAGUCUCCGCGUACGUCGGCGGAAUCGUGGUUGCAUGGAAAAUCUGCGUCAGACUGCUGUAGAUGGUUGGCCUUGGGGCGUUGCUGAGCCAGGGCAUGGCGUUGUUGACUACGCUUGCAAAGUCGUUCCAGUGGGCAGAGAUAGAGUUCAGCGCAUCCUGUUGCGCAGUGGCGGUGAGGGCGAGUGUGGUGAGGGCGAAGGCAGAUGUGAACUUCAUGAUUUCUAAUAGGUCGUUAUGCAAAGAGGAAGAUGCUGAUCGAGAGGAAUGGAUGAGAGAA